AUGUCAAGCGGAUUUGCAUAAAAAGCUGUUCUCCAAUAACUUAAUGAAAAAAUAAAAUAUCAAAUUAGAGAAAAGAAAAAAAAGGAGGAAGCUCUUAACUGGAAUAAUAUCGAGCCAAAAGAAUAAAUAUAGAUUCCUACAGAAUUAUUAGAAAAUUACUAAUAAACAAAUGUGAUUAACCUUACAAACUAAAAUUUGAAUGAGGAUUGCAAUUUUGGCUUUUAAAAAAUUAUUUAACUUGGCUUUAAAUAUCUGGAAAAUUUAUUAUCUAUGAAUGAAUUUACUCAACUUGAACCAUAAAUUACUAAUGUCGAUAGGCCAUUAAUUUGGGUAGAAAAAGGUUCGUUAGAAUAUCAACUUUUUUAAUAGAGACUGCUAGAUAAUCAGCUUGAGAGGUAAAACAAGAAGUUUGUUUGUGUUGCUUGCUGGGCAUUUAUCAACAUUAAUGAAAAAAAUUAGCACCUUGAGCAUAAGGAGUUGAUAUUCAACCCCUUCUCAAUCAGGGAUGAAUCUUCAUUCUUAUAAUUGGCUGCUGACUACGGGAAAAUUAAUGGAAGUAGAGUAGCCAUUCUCAACAAUAAAUGCAUAUUCGCCGAGGGUACAAUUGGAGUCGAUGAGGGAGCAUCGCAGUACUCAGUUAUUUGCACCGAUCAGUAAAAUCCUUAAAGAGAUAAUGAUAAUCAGCCUUUAUAAAUGAUUGAGCCAUACCCUUAGUAAUAAAUGGCAGCAUUUAGCUAUAAGCAAGCCUUAGCCUCUCCAAUGAAGAAUCCUCUAUUAGAAUUUGACAACGAUAUUUAUGAAGAUGCAGGCUCUGAUAUUGAGGAGACAUUGAGAAAAGCAAAAAGAUAGUAAAAUUUAGAAUUGAGACGCUCUUUUUUCAUGCCAGGCUAUGAAAAAGAGGAGUUUGGGGGACCAUUUGGAAUUCUGGGAAAAGAGGAUUAACUUAGUGUGAAGUUGGGUGACUCUGUUGCCUAGGAUAUUCUUUAUAUGGCUAAAAGAUCUAAAGCUUUGAGGAAAGAAGUACUUCAAAUGAAGGAAGUAAUAGAUGUGCUAUAUGAUCUACAGUAUAACAACUAAGAGCCCAAAAACAUAGUUAAGAGGAUAAAAGUUUAAUAAAAGCAACAAUAGGAAAGAUUCAAAAUAUAUCAGUAGAAGUAAUAAGAGGUGCAGGAUUUAAGAAAGAAAAUGAAAAGUUGA
This is a messenger RNA of Stylonychia lemnae, 1197 nucleotides long. The record is from the annotation of a GenBank genome assembly. Lineage: Eukaryota; Ciliophora; Spirotrichea; Sporadotrichida; Oxytrichidae.